AACCAUUAAAACCACCGGAACCACCGGUUACAGAACCUUCGAAACAACCGAAAGUCAAAGAUCCGCGUCGAGUCGCGGCGGGAAAAAGAUUGGCGGCUAUCAGUCUACAGGCCAAAGCCAGCAAGAAAGCAAAAUUGGAAGAAGCGAAAGUAAGUCAGGGUAUUGAAAGUGAUGAUGAAACUUCAACAUUUUCCCUGAAAAAAUUAGGUUUGAUUUCUACGAUCGUCGUAGGAUUCGGAAGCUUAUAUUUUAUGUGGCAGAGUCAGAAAAAGGAAGAACGGGAAAAAAGUCCCGAUGAAAGAAAAUUCCAAGCAUGGCGGACGGACGCUUAUUUGUGA
Molecule: messenger RNA, 338 nt
Organism: Paramuricea clavata
Lineage: Eukaryota; Metazoa; Cnidaria; Anthozoa; Malacalcyonacea; Plexauridae
Source: the annotation of a GenBank genome assembly